Molecule: messenger RNA, 2140 nt
Organism: Cyanistes caeruleus (blue tit)
Lineage: Eukaryota; Metazoa; Chordata; Aves; Passeriformes; Paridae
Source: RefSeq, a predicted model, not a curated record
AUGGGCCACACGUGCCGUGGCACCAUCAACCUGGCCACAGCCAACAUCACCGUGGAGGAUUCCUGCAAUUUCAUAAUCUCCAACGGCGGAGCCCAGACCUACCACCUCAAGGCCAGCUCCGAGGUGGAGCGGCAGCGCUGGGUCACCGCCCUCGAGCUCGCGAAGGCCAAGGCUGUCAAGAUGCUGGAGGAGUCAGACGACUCCGGCGACGAGUCCGUGUCGCAGACGGACAAGACGGAGCUGCAGAACACCCUGCGGAUUUUAUCCAGCAAGGUGGAGGACCUGAGCACCUGCAACGACCUGAUCGCCAAGCACGGCACGGCCCUGCAGCGCUCCCUCAGCGAGCUCGAGGCCCUGCGGCUCCCUGCGGAGAGCACGGAUAAGAUCAAGCAGGUCAACGAGCGGGCCACGCUCUUCCGCAUCACCUCCAACGCCAUGAUCAAUGCCUGCCGGGAUUUCAUGCUCCUGGCACAAACGCACGGGAAGAAGUGGCAGAAGUCGCUGCAGCAGGAGCGGGAUCAGCGCAUUCGGCUGGAGGAGACGCUGGAGCAGCUGGCCAAGCAGCACAACCACCUGGAAAGGGCUUUCCGGGGGGCCACGGUGCUCCCUGCCGGCACGCCCGGCACUGGAGGCUCUGGAAAAGAUCUGUGCUGCCCUGCCAAAGGUGACCUGAGUGAUGAGGAUGAUGACAACAAUGAGUUCUUUGAUGCCCCGGAGAUCUUCCCCAUGCCUGAUGUCAUGGGCCACAAGAGAACUGGGAGCAACAUCAGCGGCACCAGCAGUGACAUCAGCCUGGAUGAGCAGUACAAGCACCAGGUUGAAGACACCAAGAAAGAGAAGAGAACCCGCAUUCCCUACAAACCCAACUACAGCCUCAACCUCUGGAGCAUCAUGAAGAACUGCAUCGGGAAGGAGCUGUCCAAGAUUCCCAUGCCAGUGAAUUUCAAUGAGCCGCUGUCCAUGCUGCAGCGGCUGACGGAGGACCUGGAAUACCACGAGCUCCUGGAUCGGGCAGCGCGGUGCGAGAGCUCCCUGGAGCAGCUGUGCUACGUGGCCGCUUUCACCGUGUCCUCCUACUCCACCACCGUCUUCCGCACCAGCAAACCCUUCAACCCACUCCUGGGGGAAACCUUCGAGCUGGAUCGCCUGGAGGAGAACGGAUACCGCUCCCUCUGCGAGCAGGUGAGCCACCACCCGCCGGCCGCUGCCCACCACGCCGACUCCAAGAACGGCUGGACGCUGCGCCAAGAAAUCAAAAUCACCAGCAAAUUCCGAGGGAAAUACCUCUCCAUCAUGCCUCUGGGUACCAUCCACUGCGUCUUCCACUCCUCCGGCCACCACUACACGUGGAAAAAGGUGACGACCACCGUGCACAACAUCAUAGUGGGGAAGCUCUGGAUAGACCAGUCAGGUGAGAUUGAGAUCGUCAACCACAAGACAGGGGACAAGUGCAUCCUCAAGUUUGUCCCUUAUAGCUACUUCUCUCGGGAUGUGGCAAGGAAGGUGACCGGGGAGGUGAUGGACCCCUCGGGAAAGGUGCAUUUUGCCCUGCUGGGCACGUGGGACGAGAAGAUGGAUUGCUACAAGGUCCAGGUGGGAACAGGGGACAACGGAGCUGAGGCGCGGCCACGAGCCCACGAGGCCGAGGACAGCCGGGUGCUGCUGUGGAAGCGGAACCCUCUCCCGAAGUAUGCAGAGAACAUGUACUACUUCUCGGAGCUGGCGCUGACCCUGAACGCGCCGGAGAGCGGGACGGCCCCCACGGACAGCCGGCGGCGCCCGGACCAGCGCCUCAUGGAGAACGGGAGGUGGGACGAGGCCAAUGCCGAGAAGCAGCGGCUGGAGGAGAAACAACGGCUCUCUCGAAAGCGCCGCGAGGCCGAGGCCACCCGCGCCACCGAGGAUGGUAAGGCGGGGCUGUCAGACAGGGAUGUCGCCCCUCAGUGUCCCCCCCAGGCCCUCACCCCGCUGUGCCCCCCAGGAACACCCUACGAUCCCUACAAACCGCUGUGGUUCGAGCGGAAGAAGGACCCGGUGACCCAGGAGCUGGCGCACAUCUACAAGGGGGGCUACUGGGAGAGCAAGGAGAAGCAGGACUGGAGCUUGUGCCCAGAUAUUUUCUGAGCCCGGCGAGGAGGAG